Molecule: messenger RNA, 8934 nt
Organism: Pleuronectes platessa (European plaice)
Lineage: Eukaryota; Metazoa; Chordata; Actinopteri; Pleuronectiformes; Pleuronectidae
Product: CSC1-like protein 2
Cellular component (GO): plasma membrane
Molecular function (GO): nucleic acid binding; calcium-activated cation channel activity
Source: RefSeq, a predicted model, not a curated record
GCGGGGCUCGGGGCUCGGGGCUCGGCCUGAAGCAGCUCGCUUGUCGGCUGGAGACGCACCAGUGAGGAUUUAACCUUCUUCUCCGGAGAAUCUCUCCAUUGAGCAGAGGAGGAAGAGGAGGAGGAGGAAGAGGAGGAGGAGGAAGAGGAGGCUCAGGGCCUUCAUCAGGGUCAGAACUUUGUCCAGGGCCCGUUUGGAAGAAGCAUUUUCCCUUCUCGGAAACUUCUCCAUCACCGCCACCUGUCAGAUGAAGAAGAUGAGAACAGUGGUGCAGGUGAAACUGAGCUGUGGCUCAGGAGGUAGAGCGGGUGGUCCAUUAACCAGAGUGUUGGUGAUUUGAUCCCUGGACUCCGCAUGCUGAGACAAGCUUUCUUCCAGAUACCCAAAACCAUCUGAAAAGGGAAUUCAUCAGAGAAAAUGACUUCACCCAGUCCUCAUCAGUCCAACCCCUGCACCUUUGGCAGAAUAUCAGUCUGUCCCUGAGGUUGUUCCUGGAGAGAAGAUGAUUUUUUGCUGCCCUUCUUGACACCAGGCCAUCCUCCAAACCUCUUCACCUCACUGUGCGUGAAGAUGCACUCACACCUGCCUGCUGUCAUUCCUGAGCCAGCUCUUCACUGGUGGUGACCCGAUCCCACAGCUGGAUCAACUUUAGGAGACGGUCCUGGCACUUGCUGGAGUCUCUUGGGCGCCCUGAAGCCUUCUUCACAACAAUUGAACCUCUCUCCUUGAAGUUCUUGAUGAUCAGAUAAACGGUAAACAUGGUUAACAGAGGAAGAACAAUGAUUCAAGCACCACCCUCCUUCCAAAGCUUCCAGUCUGCUGCUCUGUCUCAACCAGUUGACAGAGUGAUCUCCAGACCAGUCCCUGUGAACUCUCUCCUCUGUGUUAGCAAGAGAAGCACUGACCUGAUGUCAGCUGGUCUUUCUGUGGCAGGGCUGAAAUGCAGUGGAAAUGGCUUUUGGGGAUUAAGUUCAUUUUCGUGGCAAAGUGUGACUUUGCAAUUAAUUGCAAUUCAUCUGAUCACUCUUCAAUACAUUCUGGAGUGUAUGCAAAUUGCCAUUCUCAAAACUUUUGGCCACGGCUGUAGAUUCAUCUCUGCUUGAUCUUCUAGAUUUUAAACUACAGAUCUAACCCCCCCCCCCCCCCCAGGUUCAAAGGACAGAAUAAACAGUAACAGCUCAACGUGUGAGUGACAUGUAGAAUAAAACUGUUAAAUAAAUAAAUAAUAAUAUUCCAUCAUCUACUGUCUCCACAGCAACAAACCGUGAUCGUUGGAUUAACAAAGACGAGAAUCUUCGUUAAAACGCUUUGUUCCAGAUAAACUGAUUAAUACGAGGGGGGGGGGGUCCAGCAUGCUGCAGUGAGCAUGCUCCGGCUGCUGAUCGUGACCAUGGCCAUCUUCGGGGGGGGCCAGACGUGUGGCGGUCAGGACAACUGCUCGGCCAACAGCGAGUCCAAAGAUUACUGCUACUCUGCUCGAAUCCGCAGCACGGUGCUGCAGGGCCUGUCGUUCGGGGGCGUGCCCACCGUGCUCGCCCUGGACUUCAUGUGCUUCCUGGUGCUGCUCUUUGUCUUCUCUAUUCUGCGGAAGGUUGCGUGGGACUAUGGCCGCCUGGCGCUGGUCACCGACGCCGACAGACUAAAGAAGCGUUCCAGCAACGUGGAGGAACGGGAAUAUGUUGCCUCGGCUAUGCACUCAGAAACGCCCGACCGCUACGAGCGCCUCACGUCCGUCUCCAGCUCCGUGGACUUCGACCAGAGAGACAACGGCUUCUGCUCGUGGCUGACGGCCAUCUUCAGAAUAAAGGAUGAAGAGAUCAGAGAGAAAUGUGGGGAGGACGCUGUUCACUACCUUUCCUUCCAGCGCCACAUCAUCGGCCUGCUGGUCGUGGUCGGAGUCCUCUCCGUCGGCAUCGUCCUGCCCGUCAACUUCUCUGGAGACCUUCUAGAAAACAACGCUUACAGCUUCGGACGCACCACGAUAGCCAACCUUCAGUCUGGGACGAAUCUGCUGUGGCUCCACACCUCGUUCGCCUUCAUGUAUCUGCUCCUGACCGUCUACAGCAUGAGGAGACACACGUCCAAGAUGCACUACAAGGAGGACGACCUGGUGAAACGAACUUUAUUCAUUAACUGCAUCUCUAAAUACGCUGAGGAGAGUCAGAUCAAGCAGCACUUUGAACAGGCGUAUGAGAACUGCACCGUGCUGGAGGCUCGGAUCUGCUACAACGUGGCCAAGCUGAUGUCUCUGAAUGCAGAGAGGAAGAAGACGGAGCGCAGUAAGAAGUUCUUCACCGACCUGAUGGCCAAGGAACACGUUCCCACCAUGAUCAACCCCAAACCCUGUGGACACCUGUGCUGCUGCGCCAUCACCGGCUGCGAGGAGGAGGAGGCGGUGAGCUUCUACACCAAGAGAGAGUCCAAGCUGAAGGAGGAGUACAGGAAGGAGAAGGAGAAGGUCCACACCAAGCCGCUGGGCAUGGCCUUCGUCACCUUCCAGAACGAGUCCAUGACCUCUGUUAUUUUGAAAGAUUUUAACGCGUGUCAAGUUCAGGGAUGUCGGUGUCGACAGGAGCCGCGCUCCUCCCAGUUCAGUGAGGUUCUCCACGUUCACAACUGGAGCGUUUCAUACGCACCUGACCCGCAGAACGUCCGCUGGGAACAUCUGUCGCUGGGUGGGAUCUCCUGGUGGAUCCGCUGCUUCAUCAUCAACUGCAUCCUCUUCCUCCUGCUCUUCUUCCUCACCACACCUGCCAUCAUCAUCUCCACAAUGGACAAGUUCAACGUCACCAAACCCGUCGAGUAUCUAAACAAUCCCAUCGUCACUCAGUUCUUCCCGACUCUGCUUCUCUGGGCGUUCUCUGCUCUGCUGCCGACCAUCGUCUAUUACUCUGCGUUCUUCGAGGCUCACUGGACCAGGUCUGGAGAAAACAGGACAACGAUGCACAAGUGUUACACCUUCCUGAUCUUCAUGGUGCUGCUGCUUCCUUCUCUGGGCCUCAGCAGUCUGGAUGUCUUCUUCCGUUGGCUCUUCGAUAGAAAGUUCCUGGCUGAUGCUAAAGUCCGAUUUGAGUGCGUCUUCCUGCCGGAUAACGGAGCUUUCUUCGUGAAUUAUGUCAUCGCCUCUGCGUUCAUCGGAAACGCCAUGGACCUGCUGAGGAUCCCGGGUCUGCUCAUGUACAUGAUCCGACUCUGCCUGGCUCGCUCGGCCGCCGACCGCCGCAACGUCAAGAGGCACCAGGCCUAUGAGUUCCAGUUCGGAGUGGCUUACGCCUGGAUGAUGAACGUCUUCACGGUGGUGAUGGCCUACAGCAUCACCUGCCCCAUCAUCGUCCCCUUCGGUCUGAUGUACAUGCUGCUGAAACACCUGGUGGACCGAUACAACAUGUACUACGCCUACCUGCCGUCCAAACUGGACAAGAAGAUCCACUCGGGAGCCGUCACCCAGGUGGUGGCUGCCCCCAUCCUCUGCCUCUUCUGGCUGCUCUUCUUCUCCACUAUGCGCACAGGUUUUGAGACAGCGACCUCCAUGUUCACUCUGGUGGUGCUGAUCGUCACCAUCGUGGUCUCUCUGUCCCACAUCUGUUUCGGACACUUCAAGUACCUCAGUGCUCACAACUACAAGAUCGACACCAAGAAGGCUGAUGCAGCCACUGUUGAGAACGGACGUCCAGCUCGUCCCACGUCCUCGCCCGUCACCAAAUCUCAGCAGCAGCAGCAGCAGCAGCAGCAGCAGAUGUACAUCGCCCAGGUGCUGCAGGACCCAAACUCGGACGAGCCAGGGGGGGGCAGCGGCGAGGAGGACCGCGGGUCAUCCCAGGAUGAGGAGCUGCUGAACGGAGGACACAGCAUCAACGAGGCGGAUUUCCAGUCAGGGGAGGACAGUCUGAUAGCCAACGAGGUCCGCCAGUAGCUGGAGGUGGAACCAAAGGGAGCAGGCGGAGCUAGCUGAGUCCUCACCCACACAACAUGUGGAGAAUUAAUGUGAAUCACAACACAAAUGCAGAUAAACAAAAAGACAGACACAGUUAGCUCCACCCCCUCCCUGCUCGAAGACUUGACCCUGAUCUUUGACGCCGGCGCUGGGUCGCCAGUAUCCAGUCCUGCUUGUCUGUGGAAACUUGGUGGACAUCAAACUGUUUCGCAGGAAGUCACUGUACAUAACCACAAAGCCAAAAGUUUUCUUAUUUGUUUGAGGACUGGGUUUAAGAUGUUGUGCCUGGGCUGGACUUUGUUUGUUCGUCCUCGUGUCGUGACUCAUCAUCCCCCCCCCGGGUCGCAGGGACUCCGACCAGGGUCAGAGCUGACGCUGUCUUUUUCCUUGGACUGGUCAACGCCACCAAACUAUUCCUGCUGUUGCCGUCCUCCGGUAUCGGAGAGCUAAUAAUUCGCCAAUCUCUCGUAGUGGUAGAAGCUUUGCUUACGCAGACGCAUCGCGGCCUCCUUUCCCUUUUCACUUUCUCCUCUUUCUGUUUCUGGAACCCGUCGGUUGUGGAUUUUGCUCGAACAUUCAACUCAUCACCUGGAAGUUUUGGAUUUUUUUGAUCUGCCAAGCUUGUGCUGCAUGUUGCUGUCUGCGUUGAAGACAUCGCCUCCAAGCGAUGUCCGACAUCACAGGACUGUAGUGAAAGCAUCUGAUCUCCAGUCAGUCCCAGCAGCACGUCCCCCCCCCCCCCGCUGAAUGAACGUACAGCUUCUGGCUUUAGUUGGACGACUUCUCGGCCAUCGAACAACUGGAUUCAACACAAGGAUUCCUUCCUUCCUCAGUUUUGACUUCACCUGAACUACCUUAACUAAUGAAUACAAGACAAAGGGAACGGGGAUGUCUGUGUCUGUGUAGGUUCAGCGAUCACGACUCUUCAUUGGCGGGAGAACUUUGUGAAGACGCUCUGUUGUGUCCAGGUUUCCACCGGACCGUGGAUCCUCAGCACCUGAAGCUGUCAGGAAGGACUCUCAAGGGAAAACGUGUUGUGUGUGUGUGUGUUUCGAAGUUUGUGUGUGUGUGUGCGUGUGUGUGCGUGUGUGUCCAGUAGCUAAUCGUACACCAGCCUUCAGAAUCAAAGGUUCAUCACCAUGUAACCAAAACACCACGUUCGGCUAACACUAACCAUGUUUGACACUAAAAGUCACUUGAUGUUGAGUCUUUUCACUUUUUGGUCCUGGACGUUUUAGCCUAGCAUAGAACAAAAGACCAACCAGGUGCUUGUUGUAUACGUUGUAUCUUCUUGUUAGCAUCUUUCAAAGGCUUCUUCGAUAUUAAGAUUGAAAUAUUAGUGUAUUGGUCCAGUUAGGUUUGCACCCCUGGCUCUAGUCGACAAAAUCCAGUUGUCUCCUGUGUGGAUUUGGUGAGCUAGCUUGCUAGCUACCAAAACCUGAAACACUUGACCCUUGAAUCUGAGACGGAGGAUCUGUGUACAAAGCGUUAGAGCACAAAAUGGAGAACGUUAUCGUAGCUUAUCAGCUGUGUCAUCACGCUGCACUAGUGUAAACUCAUAGAUAGAGACAUGACGGACAGUUCACAGACUGUUUAUGCGUUUAACACUGGAGCCAAAGUGCCCCGUUACCGACCGAGCUAACGAACUAGCUAACUGUCAUUCUACUUCUUUUUCUCUUUUGAUGGAGCUAAACUCACUGUUUCCUGUCUUUGUGCUGAGCUAGGCUAAACAUGUCCUGGACAUAGCUUAGAAAAAUCUAUGACGUAGCUGAAUUUAAUCAAAAGGACAUUGAAUUAUCAAACAUCAAGAAAAUGUUAACUAGAUAAAUGUUCAUCAGUUUGAGAAUUGACUGUAACGUUGAUACUGUUACGGCCAAGCUUCGGACACAGAGGCUGAGGCGGAAGUAAAGUUUAAGUAUAAUUUAUUGGAAGUCCAAUAAUACGGGCAGGCAGGCAGGAAGGAAAGCAAGCAGGCAGGCAGGGGCUGGAGUCGGGGCAGUAGUCCAGCUGCUGGUCCUGGGCAGGGAGACAGAGGAAGUCAGACAGGGAAUGAACAGGACCUUUUCGGAAAUCUUAAAUAUUGUCUGUGACAACUGACUGUAACUUAGUCUAUAGUCCGGCACCGACUGAGAGGAGCUUUUAAAGGCAGCUGGUCAAUCAAGGCCCCAACUCCAGCACACCAGGCCCUCAUCAGUAAUUACUGACGCCACCUGCACACACAAGCGAGAGAGAGAGAGAGAGAGAAACUAGAAGGCAGGUGAGGCAGGGGCCAUGACAGAUACAGAAUCUUUUGAUUGUUGUCAUCACUUCCUUCCUGAUCGGAUAUCAGGCUUCGUCCGAUUGUUCUUGUUUAGUCGAUUGUCUCUACUCACGUUCACUUUAUCCUCGUGAUCACAGCUUUCACUCGAUUUCUAUAAAAAGCAUGUUUCUAGUUUCCCCUAUACAAAUUUCUAAUGGACAUCUGUCAUCCAAUCAGCUUCUGGUAUUGGCUUGGUCAUUAUACAGUGAAGAAUGGUUGACGCUCUUCUACUUGCUUCUAACUACAGAGUCGUGGUUGCUACACCAACCUCUGUUCUUCAGAGCAGUGAAGAACAGGUCAGAUAUGAAUGAACAUUAAUUCAAGUUAUGAAAUGAUGACCGUUAGUUAGCAACUUAAAUUAAUAUUUGCUCCAUGAUAAGUUCCAUGAGUUUCUUGAAGUUACAGCUAGCUAACUCUGUCAUGGGUAAUGUUGGAAUGGCCGAUGACAUUAGCUUAAACUAACAAAUAAGUGUAUUAGCUAAUGAUGUGCUGACUCUUAGCCUUAGUUAGUACUGUGGGUACUAAGCUAGUUGUCAGGACAUGCUAACGCUAGCAGGUUAUACGAGUAGAUAAACUAAAACGGACCAAACGGGUCAAGGCAAGGAAGGCUCUCAUGAAAGACUUAACCCAGUGGCAUCAUGGGAAAUGAACUGGGAUUCAUGCAUCCAUGUCCUCACCUCAGCUUUAACAUUUCUUUUUCAAUAGGUAUAAUUCAAGUCCAUUAACUGUGUCUUGUGCUGGAGGUCCUCUUACUAGAAGACGACUGUGGCUGAUCUGAGUCGAGACUUCCUGGUGUCCUAUGAUGAUUCAUAUCUGAAUUAAGCCCUAGUGGUCAACUUCAGUAAUGCAGUACGAUUAAAUACAUAAGUAAUGACACAGUCCUUGAGCAAAUGUUUGUGUAGAUUUAAAGCAAGUAUAUGUUUGGAUGGGGGGACAUUAUUGGUUGCCUUUGCAACAGGAAAUCGAUGCUGACAUGGCGAUGCAACAACCGACAGAAUAACACAAACUAUACACAACACAAACUAUAUACAACACUAAGGUUCAGUGCAGCGACGUGCCGACAACGAAAUAGUCUCAGGAUGUUAGUUUUCCUACAAUAAUGUUUACAUCAGUUUUUGUUUCUCAUUUAAAUUUGUCAUGUUGUUCUGGUGUGUGUGUGUGUGCGUGUGCGUGUGCGUGUGUGUGUCACAGGGCUGGACUAUGAAAGCUGUAGCCACCAGGAUGUUAGUUAUAGUCUGGUGCUACACGCCGGAGAACCUGCAGCACUUGUGUCCCGAGGAUGUAGAAGUAUUUUGGUUUCCUCUUCACUUCCAGCCGUCGUCCCUCAGGCGCUCCGGCCGUGAUUGUUUGCACGUGGCAGUGAAGCUGAUGGAGCGUCACAAUGGAUCUGAGGCCGGAGGUCCAGCAGCUCUCAGUCUUGAGGUUUCAUCUGGAGGUUCAGCUCAGUGAUCAGAAAUCUCUCGUCUGCUGGAGAAUCAGUUGCUAGAUAAUCUUAAAGUUUUCUGACAAUCUUGAAAUCGGACUUAAAUUUGGCCGAACAUUACUGGAAUGUCCGUUCAGGAGCUGUUCUGGAGCUUUUGAUCAUAUCACAUGAGCUUCAGCAGCAGAUGGAAUAAGCAGUGAAGUGUAGAUGUUUAUUUUCUGAUAAUUUCAAGGAGGGUGGUUCAUAUCUGAAUGAAGAACACAUAAUAUGGUCAAAAGCUCCUGAACAUCUAGUUCAGUCAAAGUUCAGGAACUGUGACUGAAAUCUGAUUCUUGCCAUUUUUUGUUUAAAUAUUCAAAUUGCGUGAGAGCUCAGAUCUGCAGAUGCGAUUGUGAAUUCUAAACGAUCUGAGGGAUCUUCUGGUGACGAUGUUCUCUGACCACGAACCAGAGGUUAUAACACGCUAACAUGCUAAUAACCGUAGAAAAGAAGUGAUAGAAAGUGAAGAAAACAAAAGUUAAUGUUGGUGUUGUUUCACCUCUGGAGACAUCAGUUGAUAGAUUAGUGGGAUUAGCUAUGUAGCUAUAUACAUGUUGUUUUUACGAGUAAAAACAUGUAUAUAGCCCCUUUCAACAAAAACCUCCAGAAUUCUUCCACCAACCAGAUGCCUGGAGGCCAAAAGAGUCACACAUGGUUUGAUCCGGUUCAGUCCGGUUUGAUCCGGUUCAGUCUGGUUUGAUCCGGUUCAGUCUGGUUUGAUCUGGUUCUGGAGCUGAGCUGAAGGUUGAGAGCUGCUGGGUUCACUGACGUCUCGAUGUUAUGAAGCGAAGACGCUGGUGUAAAAAAAGUGUGAUAUUUUUGUAACUGACUGAAGUCUUUGAUACUGAAACAUGUUGAAGAAACGUCGAUAGCUUGUAACAUGUAACUAAAGGUUUUUAAUAAUCAGCCGCUGCUUUUUGCUUUUGGUAGUUUUUUAAAUUGUUGCUGAACUUACUGAAUUGUUUGAAAAUAAGAAUGUGAAGAGCUGAAAGCUACUGAACCUGAGAACAUGUGUAAAAAAUGUGUGUAAAUAUUCCUGGAACUGCACCGUCAUCAUCGGAGAUCAACACAACUCAGCGUCUCGUCGUACCGACUCCGAACUAACGUCUACUGGUCCAUUUCAUGCAUUUAAUUUAUUAAUGUGACACUAUUUAUUUUUACUUUGCUUUCCAGGUUCUAUGUACAGUGAAACGUUUGUCCUAUUUAUGUUACUUGAUCAAUAAAACUUACUUCAUCUUU